Molecule: messenger RNA, 1194 nt
Organism: Symbiodinium necroappetens
Lineage: Eukaryota; Dinophyceae; Suessiales; Symbiodiniaceae
Source: the annotation of a GenBank genome assembly
AUGACCUGCAUGGGCCAGGCGGGCUACUCCGUCACCCCCGAUGCGCCAUCAAAUCCAGGGCAGGUGUCAUGGACGGGAGAUGUGUUGCAGCGAGGUUACCAUAUCAGGCCGACCAUUUUCUGCUGGGUGCUGGUCCAGCACGCGGGCAAGGAGCCAAAGUUGCUUAAUUGGCAGCGUCAGCGAGACCUUGGUAUCUUCGCGUGCGAUGGCUGGAUGGUCAUCAGCAAUGCGUCGGCUAGAGAGGUCUUGCCUGCUGAGGCUUGGCAAACGAACUUCAGUGUGAUCCAGGGCAACACUGUUGGCAGGACCUUCCGCACUGUCCACGGCGAACUGGUUAGCGAGUCAGCUGACGCAGGGGUCUAUGCAAAGGCUUGGAAGGCCGUUUUCGACAAGGGCACUUUCCGCUCGUUUGAUUGGAUUCUGAAGCUGGACGUUGGUGUUGUUGUUGCUCCUGAACGUCUUCGGAGUGCUUUGAACGCCCUGUGUCCGCCAUCGGAUUGCGGAGCGAAAAUCGUUCACAACUUUGGUGGGGACUUGCUGGGGCCUGUGGAAGCAAUGAGUACAAAAGCUGCCACAACGCUGGCAGACGGCAUUCACAGCUGCACGAACACCGCAAGAUGGGAGAGCCAACCCGAGAACCGAUGGCUGUCUUCAUGUGUCAGUACACUGGGCAUUGGAUCUGUGCGAUCAUCUCUCCUUCUCGCGGACCACAAGGCUAGCCCUCGGCCCUGCGACACACUGCACGGCUCCUUCAGUCCAUACAUGGACCUUGGCUUUCAUGCACUCUGUCUGAAGCAAUCGGGAUACUACUUCAUAGAACCCCCGCCGACCACAACCCUCACUCGUACCAUAACAAGUACUUCGUCAACUUCAACUUCUGCAACGUUUACCACUUCUACUGCCACAACUACAACCAUGACUUCUACAGUUCCCAAAGUGGCGCCGAACAGCAUCUUCGCUUUCGAAGGAAGAUCUUUCCAGAAGAAGCUGCCUGUUUGGGUGCUCACUGCCGAGAACGAGCAGCGUGGAAUUCCCUUUGCUCUGGAGCUUGCAGGUGGUCUACUGGCACUGAUUGCAUUGCCCGUGGCCGGCGUCUACUACUCUCGCCGAUCCGCUGGGCCCACCGUGGUGCCCGAGGAGCCUCAAGACACCGGCGAGGCCUUGCUGACAGGCCCAGCGGGCCCGACCGCAUGA